ACUUCCCGUUCGGUCGCCACACAUAACACCGAAGACCUCCUUUUGGUCGCCGUCAUCAGCAGCAGGAGGCAUCAUCGGAGCUCCAUUAGCCCCCGUCAGCCGCACAGAACAAUGGCCAGUAGUGAUACCGAGGCCAGCACUCUGACUGCUGCUGAAAUUUCAUCCUCAACCAGUAGCAAGGAACCAGUUAAUGAGCAAAUGGUUGCAAAUUUGUAUGCUGCUAUGAGAACCGAACUCAAUCGGAUUUACUCAAAGAUCACUGAACUCGAAAUGGAAGUUAGCGAGCACUCCUUGGUUAUAAAUGCCAUUCAGCCGCUGGAUCCAUCAAGACGAUGCUAUCGCAUGAUUGGAGGGGUGCUGGUGGAGAGAACCAUCAAAGAGGUUCUGCCAGCCGUGCAGCGCAACAAGGAGGGCCUUGAAGAGGUUAUCGCUAGGCUUAAUGAGACAUUGGAAAAGAAGAAAAAGGAAAUUGCUCAGUUCGAGGCCAAAUAUAAAAUCAGAAUAAGAAAGCCAGAACAAGAAGAGAAAGACGACAGUGGCCGGAAAGAAGGUUCUGCACAAGGAGUUCUUGUAGGCCCUGCUGGUGCAAGUGAUUGAAAAUUUUUCCAUUAUAUUUAGCUGGGUGCCAUUAAUCUGAAUGUCUGGAGUUUAGGAUCAUUCUGAGUAGUACUUGGUAUUUUGGUUGCUUGGAUCUCAAAUAGACUGUUUGUCUUUGUAUUUGAGAGAAUCUUGAGGGGGAAACUGACAAAUACAUAUUCUCAGUGCUCUUAAUCGACUAGUACUACAUAUUUGUAUAAUCAUUAUAUAGGUAGAUCGUGCUUGUUGAGUGCAUGUACAUCAUGAUAUUUGGAUUUUCUUUUCUCAUGUCUGCCAUGUGCUUGUUUUGGUCAAGUUUCACUGUUAUUUGGAGUGUUUA
Molecule: messenger RNA, 916 nt
Organism: Neltuma alba
Lineage: Eukaryota; Viridiplantae; Streptophyta; Magnoliopsida; Fabales; Fabaceae
Product: probable prefoldin subunit 2
Exons: 2
Coding region: 112-597 (161 amino acids)
Biological process (GO): protein folding
Cellular component (GO): prefoldin complex
Source: RefSeq, a predicted model, not a curated record